AUGAAGGCAUUAGUGCUCACCCUCCUCUUCAUCCUCGUUGCAGCCAAUGAAGCCAAAGUAUACUCCAAAUGUGAACUGGCUUCACGUCUGAAACAAAGUGGUAUAGAUGGGUAUUAUGGCUUCAGCUUGGGUGACUGGAUCUGUAUGGCUUAUUAUCAGAGCAGAUACAACAGCCGAUUUUUGGGGCCUCAAACCUCAGAUGGCAAUCGCGAAUAUGGGAUUUUCCAGAUAAGCAGCCGUUGGUGGUGCAACAAUUACCAAGGUCCCACAGCCAAUGGCUGCAAUAGGCCUUGCAGUGCUUUCCUAACUGAUAACAUCGCAGCUGAUAUUGCUUGUGCUAAGAGAAUUGUGCGUGAUCCAGCAGGGAUGAAUGCCUGGGCUGCCUGGAAAAAGUACUGCAAAGGAAAAAAUCUGUCACAAUGGACCAGUGGCUGCCGACUCUGA
This is a messenger RNA of Protobothrops mucrosquamatus (brown spotted pit viper), 444 nucleotides long. RefSeq names its product lysozyme C, milk isozyme-like. Gene Ontology annotation, molecular function: lysozyme activity. The record is from RefSeq and is a predicted model, not a curated record. The transcript has 4 exons. Lineage: Eukaryota; Metazoa; Chordata; Lepidosauria; Squamata; Viperidae. The coding region runs from base 1 to 444 and encodes 147 amino acids.